CCAGGAAUGAACAAAACUUGAUAACUCCUCCCUCUUCUUCCUCCUCUCAAACACAGCCAGCUCCACUCUGUGCACAUAUUUCCUUGUUCCCUCCCCUUCAGAGCUACAGGUUGCAGAUGGGUGUAACCAACAUGCUGGGGGAAGUACAACAGCGUAUCACAUGCUGUUGUUACAUCAGAGCUCAGACUAGUUUCACUUCUCAGGAAGUGAGACUCAGACAGUCGUUGUCACUGAGCGAGAGGUGAAAUGGAGCAGAAAGGAGUUCAGCUGGACCGGGAAACUAUUUCUUGUUCCAUCUGUCUGGAUCUACUGAAGGAUCCGGUGACUAUUCCCUGUGGACACAGCUACUGCAUGAACUGUAUUAAAGGCUUCUGGGAUGAAGGGGAUGAGAAGGAAAUGUACAGCUGCCCUCAGUGCAGGCAGAGCUUCAGACCGAGGCCUGUACUGGUGAAAAACACCAUGUUAGCAGAUUUAGUGGAGGAGCUGAAGAAGACUGGACUCCAAGCUGCUCCUGCUGAUCACUGCUAUGCUGGAGCUGAAGAUGUGGCCUGUGAUUUCUGCACCGGGAGAAAACUCAAAGCCAUCAAGUCCUGUCUGCAAUGUCUGGCUUCUUUCUGUGAGAAACACCUUCAGUUUCAUUACGAAUCAGCUCCAUACAAGAAACACAAGCUGGUGGAGCCGUCCAAGAAGCUCCAGGAGAACGUCUGCUCUCGUCACGAUGAGGUAAUGAAGAUUUUCUGCCGUACUGAUCAGCAGCUUAUCUGUUAUCUCUGCUCUGUGGAGGAACAUAAAGGCCACGACACAGUCUCAGCUGCAGCAGAGAGAGCUGAGAGGCAGAGAGAGCUCGAGGGGAGUCGACAGACCAUCCAGCAGAGAAUCCAGGACAGAGAGAAAGAUGUGAAGCUGCUUCAACAGCAGGCGGAGGCCAUCGAUCGCUCUGCUGAUAAAGCAGUGGAGGACAGCGAGAAGAUCUUCACCGAGCUGAUCCGUCUCCUGGAGAAAAGAAGCUCUGAUGUGAAGCAGCAGGUCAGAUCUCAGCAGAAAAGUGAAGUGAGUCGAGUCAAAGAGCUUCAGGAGGAGCUGGAGCAGGAGAUCACUGAGCUGAAGAGGAAAGACGCUGAGCUGAAGAAGCUCUCACACACAGAGGAUCACAACCAGUUUCUACACAACUACCCCUCACUGUCACCGCUCAGCCAAUCAACAUCCAGCAUCCAUAUCCGUCCUCUGAGCUGCUUUGAGGACGUGACGGCGGCCGUGUCAGAAGUCAGAGAUAAACUACAGGACGUCCUGAGAGAGGAGUGGACAAACGUCUCACUGACAGGGACUGAAGUGUACGUUUUACUGCCACAACCAGAGCCCAAGACCAGAGCUGGAUUCUUAAAAUAUUCACGUGAAAUCACACUGGAUCCAAACACAGCAAACACACUGCUGUUAUUAUCUGAGGGCAACAGGAAAGCAACAUUAAUGAGACAACAACAGUCUUAUUCUAGUCACCCAGACAGAUUCACUAACAGGCGUCAGGUCCUGAGUAGAGAGAGUCUGACUGGACGUUGUUACUGGGAGGUGGAGAGGAGAGGAGGACUUUAUGUAGCAGUCACAUACAAGAAUAUCAGCAGAGCAGGGAGGUCUGAUGAAUGUAGAUUUGGACGAAAUGCCAAAUCUUGGGCGUUAAAUUGUAACAACACCAAAUAUACAUUUUGGUCCAACAAUGUAGAAACUCCCGUCUCAGGUCCUAAGUCCUCCAGAGUAGGAGUGUACCUGGAUCACAGUGCAGGUAUUCUGUCCUUCUACAGCGUCUCUGAAACCAUGACUCUCCUCCACAGAGUCCAGACCACAUUCACUCAGCCCCUCUAUGCUGGACUUUGGGUUUAUGGAGACUCUGCUGAGUUGUUUAAACUGACAUAGACAGAAGUCAUUUAAGGGUUAAAUUCUGUGUUUUAACUCUUCAACUUAUUUAGUCUCCAUGUUUGUUGCUGAGAGCUGAUUGUUGUGACAUUCUAUUUUUUGGACAUUUUUCACGUGCUUACACGUUUGUUGCUUUUUUUUAAUUUAUUUUUGCUUCUAUCAAAAUUUUUUGACACUUUGGACAUUUAUUUGCUUUCCUAAACAUUUGUGUAAUUUUCUUUGACGUCUUUUUUUGCUUGUAUUGACGUUUUAGAAGUGAUGAGAUGAUUUCUGUUUGUUGAUGAAAACCAUUCGGGGAGCCCCAGAAGCUCUCAAUGUGCUCAGUUGAGAUCUGUUAUUUUAUCUUUGAUUGUUGAAACAAGGACGAUAUGUUAAAAAAGAUCUUUACCGAGAUGAUCUGUAGAUAUUAGCUGUUGUUUGUUAUUCAUGUAUUUCUCCACGUUAUGUAUCUGCGGGACAGGAAGAUGUCUGUUAAAUAGCGGUGUCUUGUAAUCCCAUGUGGGACGGGCCAAAUGUUUGGCGUGACACAGAAAU
This is a messenger RNA of Sander lucioperca (pikeperch), 2439 nucleotides long. Its product is annotated as tripartite motif-containing protein 16-like. The record is from RefSeq and is a predicted model, not a curated record. Gene Ontology annotation, molecular function: zinc ion binding; protein binding. The transcript is spliced from 4 exons. Lineage: Eukaryota; Metazoa; Chordata; Actinopteri; Perciformes; Percidae. Bases 247 to 1905 code for a protein of 552 amino acids.